AUGGAGAAGGGACCUUCGUUCAUAAAUGGAAAAAUUGUCCAACAAAUUCCCUUUUCCGACUCCUUUGGAUCUUGAGACAUUCCAACUUUGGAAUGUCUCUCUCUCUCUCUCUCUCUCUCUCUCUCUAGCUUUCAUCUUCCUCCACAAAUGUAACUGAAUCCUCUCUCUGGUUACUACCAUCCCCUACAUUCCAUUUUGACCCUGUUUAACAUUCCUCUCUGCAUACAUCUCUCUCUCUCUCUCUCUCUCUCUCUCUCUCUCUCUCUCUCUCUCUCUCAUAUACACAUGCAUGCAAACAAGACCCAGGUGAACUAACCAACAUGGCUUCCGGUAAGGCACGUAACAAGCAGCGGUCAUCAGGCUCUUCCUAUACGUCAACAGCAACCACCAUAGUCUUUGUUGCAUUAUGUGUUCUCGGCGUGUGGAUGCUGACCUCCAACUCGGUCAUACCACCACAAACCACCUCUCGCACCACCACCACCUCCGACGAGUCCACCUCUGCUGCCACUGCUGACUUCUCUUCGGCCAACAAAAACUCCCAGCCAAUUGAACUCACCGACAAGAAAAUCUCCGAGGCUUUUGAGGAUAAUCCGGGUCAGCUCCCUGACGAAGCCAUCAAAUCCGAUGAUACUACACAAUUGAAGGAAACAAACGGCAAUGAAAAUCCUACACAAUUGAAGGAAACUAAUGACAAUGAAAGGUCUCAGAUGGAACAAGAAAUUCAUGUUGCGGAGAGUAAUAACCGGGAAUCUGAAAAAGAUAGCAGAGCCGAAAGCAAGAAUGACGAAGAGAGUGUACCGAGGAAACCUGGAUCGGGUGUUGAAGAGAACCCUCAAGGGUUACAAGGGAAAGUGUCUGUUGAAGAACAAGAGAAGCAAAAAGAGCGCGAGAAUCAGGUGACCGAGGAAAGUUCAUUGACACAGAACCAACAAGAAGAAAGAAGAAUGAACAAUCAAGAAAGUAACGAAAAACAACAAAUUCAAGAGGAGAUGCAAAUGAAUGAUCAACGUCAGAAACAGGAAGAAGCGCAAAAGAAAAAACAUCAUCAACAAAAAGGACAACAUGGGCUUGAAGAGGGAACAAGCCACGACCAAAUAGAACAUGAUGAAGCAGUGCCCUUGCUGUCCUCUAAUAAGAAUGACAAUCAUACGUCUCAAGCAAAACCUAGCCCCAGACGAACCAAAACCGGGAGUUCAGAAACACAAAAUAGCAACGAUCAACAUGAGAGCCACUCAAAAAUAGACAACAAGAAGGAAGAGAAGCCAACUCAAUUAAAUCCGGAUGGAUCUUUAUUAGGGGGAGAGAGUUCAGGAAUACCAAAAGAGUCCAAAGAGUCGAAGAAAUCCUGGUCGACUCAAGCAGACCAAUCUGAGAACCAAAAGGAGAGACGGAAGAAUGGUCCGGACGAUCAAGAUGGUAGCAUCUAUGGGUACACAUGGCAGCUGUGUAACGUAACUGCAGGUACAGACUACAUACCCUGUUUGGACAAUGAGAAAGCAUUGAAGAAGUUGCGCACUACAAGGCAUUUUGAGCAUCGCGAAAGGCAUUGUCCUGAGGAGGCUCCCACCUGUCUGGUCCCUCUCCCGAACGGUUACAAGAGGCCUAUCGAGUGGCCUACAAGCAGAGAUAAGAUAUGGUACCAUAAUGUUCCUCACACGAAGCUAGCAGAGGUGAAAGGGCACCAGAAUUGGGUAAAGGUUACAGGGGAGUUCCUCACUUUUCCGGGUGGUGGCACCCAGUUCAUACACGGUGCUCUACACUAUAUUGAUUUCAUUGAAGAGGCAGUACCCGACAUUGCAUGGGGGAAGCGCACCCGAGUCAUACUGGAUGUUGGCUGUGGAGUAGCAAGCUUUGGGGGGUUCCUAUUUGAAAGAGAUGUUCUUGCAAUGUCUCUAGCACCAAAAGACGAACACGAGGCUCAAGUUCAGUUUGCACUUGAAAGAGGAAUACCUGCAAUAUCUGCUGUGAUGGGCUCUCAGCGGCUCCCAUUUCCAAGCAGGGUCUUUGAUAUCGUGCAUUGUGCGCGUUGUCGAGUUCCCUGGCACGAAGAAGGUGGCCGACUUCUUUUGGAAUUGAAUCGUGUUCUACGACCUGGGGGUUUCUUUGUCUGGUCAGCCACACCUGUGUACCAGACACUUGAGGAAGACGUAGAGAUCUGGAAAGAAAUGUCUGCACUAACAAAGUCCAUGUGUUGGGAGCUUGUUACCAUCAAGAAGGAUAAACUAAACUCCGUUGGUGCUGCCAUCUACCACAAACCAACAUCCAAUGAAUGUUACGACCAAAGAAAGCAAAAUGCAACUCCAAUGUGCAAAAGCGAUGAUGAUCCAAACGCUGCCUGGUAUGUAGCUCUGCAGUCCUGCAUGCACCGUGUGCCAGAGGGGGAGGUUGAGAGAGGGUCGCGAUGGCCUCAAAAUUGGCCUCAACGACUACAGACACCUCCAUACUGGUUAAACAAAUCCCAGAUGGGAAUUUACGGUAAACCAGCUCCAGACGAUUUUGCGAGAGACAACGAACACUGGGGCCGGAUGGUGAGCAAGACAUAUCUCAGUGGAUUGGGUAUCAGUUGGGACAACGUGAGAAAUGUCAUGGACAUGAGAGCUGUUUAUGGCGGGUUUGCUGCGGCUUUGAAGGACCUUAAGGUGUGGGUCAUGAAUGUAGUGAACAUAGACUCUCCAGAUACAUUGCCCAUAAUAUAUGAAAGGGGUCUCUUUGGGAUAUAUCAUGACUGGUGUGAAUCCUUCAGCACGUACCCCCGAUCCUACGAUCUCCUUCAUGCGGACCAUCUUUUUUCAAAGCUGAAAAAGAGGUGCAAAAUUGAACCAGUGAUGGCAGAGAUUGACAGAAUAGUCAGGCCAGGAGGUAAGUUGAUUGUCCGUGAUGAGUCAAGCACAAUUGGGGAAGUAGAGAACUUGUUGAAGUCAUUGCACUGGGAGGUUCAUUUAACCUUCUCCAAAAACCAGGAAGGAAUACUUAGUGCACAGAAGUCAGAGUGGCGACCAGAUUCAUAUGCAGCACGUUCUUGAUUUGGAGAUAACAUCAUACAGUUAACAAUACAAGGACCUCUUGGACAGUCUGUAAGCAAGGCACGAUAUUUCAAUAGCUAGUGUUGUAGUGUUCUGGUAUCUCGGACAUGUAGAGUUUGUCUGCUGAAAUACUGCAAGGUAAACAUACUUGUCAGUAGGUUGUCUAAUAAUAGCUGUAAGGAUUGGUGUAAUGCAAUCAGUUAAAAGCUUGUAGCACCUUUUUGGCGAAUAUUUCCCCUGAAUCUUAUAUUGCGCAAUACAGACUUGCACCCA
Molecule: messenger RNA, 3296 nt
Organism: Rhododendron vialii
Lineage: Eukaryota; Viridiplantae; Streptophyta; Magnoliopsida; Ericales; Ericaceae
Product: probable methyltransferase PMT27
Exons: 8
Coding region: 321-3023 (900 amino acids)
Cellular component (GO): trans-Golgi network; cytoplasm; endosome
Molecular function (GO): methyltransferase activity
Source: RefSeq, a predicted model, not a curated record